AUGCCUGAUGUUGGUGAUCUGUUCCUCUAUUCCAUGCAGCCAACCAUGGAAGCAUUGAAGGGUCGGGCUCUGCAAUUCCAGUUUACGCGGUCACUGCUGCCGCAUAGCUCACUAAACAGUGUAACUUUGAAAAUGUCUAGCAAGCAGUUUGCUGAAGGCUCCUGCAUCUGGGAAGGCCAAGGUGCUCAGGAAAACCGUGUCUCUGGAGGUGAGGUGCACUUGGACGAAGAUGGUGUGGAGGUGGGAAAUGCAGAACUCAUGAGCAACAACACAUUACCAUUGUAUUGUUGCAAGACCUGCAACCUGGCUUGUCUGUCUGUGCACAGGUUCAACACUCACACCUGUCGCCUUCCCACUGAUGAUGAGAACACAACAUCAACUCUUUCAAACCGAAUUCUUAUUACCAACGUACUCAAGCUGCACAAACUGCGUAAGUUCGUGUGUGAAACGUGUGGUGUGGAAUACCGGACCUUCAAGCGUAUCACCUACCAUCUGCCGCGGUGUUCUCCUGGGCCUUACCCGUGUAAUGUGUGUGCACUCUUAUUUACCACACAGAAGGAGCUUAACUACCACAAGAAAAAAUUCCAUAAGGAUGAGAAGUGCUUUGUAUGUGAAGAAAGAGGAAAAAUUUUCCAAAGAAGAACGCCCCUACAGAAACACGCGCCAUCAAUCUGGAAGGAGUCCAACAGCAGGUCCUUCAUGUGA
Messenger RNA from Homarus americanus (American lobster), 705 nucleotides. Its product is annotated as zinc finger protein 716-like. Gene Ontology annotation, biological process: regulation of transcription by RNA polymerase II. The record is from RefSeq and is a predicted model, not a curated record. Gene Ontology annotation, cellular component: nucleus. The transcript has 6 exons. Gene Ontology annotation, molecular function: DNA-binding transcription factor activity, RNA polymerase II-specific; RNA polymerase II transcription regulatory region sequence-specific DNA binding. Bases 1 to 705 code for a protein of 234 amino acids. Lineage: Eukaryota; Metazoa; Arthropoda; Malacostraca; Decapoda; Nephropidae.